GUGUGUGUGAGAGAGAGAGAAAGAAAGAGAACCCAGGAGCAGAGCAGGGCUGUUACAUUUGGAGUGAACACUUCAGACUGAGAUACAGCUGCUCGGAACUUCUUGCAGUCCGCAGCUACACUGUGUCCUGUCCGCGCGCGCACCGGGAUAACCGCGUGAUUAGUUUGCGCCGUUACCAUCCACAGACUGGAGGAAUGUAACCGUAAUGUAUCCGGUACAGUGAUGGUGUGAAAUGGCUCGGGGGGUCCCGGUCCUGAUCCUCGCUCACACUGGAAGCAGCUGAAGUUGCGAGGAUGGAGCACGCGGCGGAUGUGAAGUGUAAGAUGGUCGUGGUGGGAGACAGCGCGUGCGGCAAAACCGCCCUGCUCACCGUCUUCGCCAAAGACUGCUUCCCGGAGAGCUACGUGCCGACGGUUUUUGAGAAUUACACAGCCAGUUUUGAGAUUGACUCUCUCCGAGUGGAGCUCAGCCUCUGGGACACAUCCGGAUCACCAUACUACGACAAUGUACGUCCGCUCUCAUACCCUGACGCAGACGCAGUGCUCAUCUGUUUUGACAUCAGCCGUCCAGAAACCCUGGACAGUGUGCUCAGGAAGUGGAAAGGUGAGAUUGAGGAAUUCUGUCCCAACACUAAAAUGCUCCUCGUUGGUUGCAAGUCAGACCUGCGCACAGACCUGGCAACCUUUGUGCAGCUCUCCAACGAGCUGCCACUGACAUACGAUCAGGGUUCAAACAUGGCCAAGCAGAUCUCAGCUCCUUACAUAGAGUGCUCUGCGCUGCAGUCGGAGAACAGUGUGAGAGACAUUUUCCAUGUGGCUGCUUUGGCCUGCGUCAACAAGAGCAACAAAAAUGUAAAGCGCCACAAGUCUUCCAGAGCCACCAAGAGAUCCUCACACAUGCCCAGUAGACCCGAGCAUGAUUCAAUGUCAUGUCUCCACAAGAGCAAGGCCAAAACCUGUUCUGUCAUGUGAAGAACCAACAGAAACUCUUUUAUGCAUUGGUAUUUUGGAUAAAUGGAUUUGCUUUCCAUCAGGAUUGAAAACAUUUUUUGCACUUUAUACAAAUUCACUGUCUCCUCCAAGAUGGUUACACUAUAUACCGUAAUUUUGAGGAGUGCCACAGCACUGAGCCUGGAACCCAAGAGACCUGAAUUAAUGGAGUGUUUAUUGCUGUGCCAAAACCUGAUUUCCCUUUUAAAUAUAUGCAGCAUGGAAAUGAUGAAUUCAGAUACAUUGAGCAAACUUCAAGUAGGAGAAAGGAAUCUUUUGUAGUCAUUAGAAUUCCAAUAGUCAGUAUACAAAAUAUCAAGGCAGAACAAUCGCCUAGACCCUGUUUUUAUUUCAGUGAAAUAAAUUAUGGAUGUAUCUUACUUUAGUGAAACUAACCUCACAUGUGACCACUGACCAAAGCAGAAAAUGAUAGACUGUGGUUAGUCUUCUCAGAACUGAGGAAUUUUGUAAAUGAACAUAAAGCAAUAAAUAAAUCAUAACUUCC
This is a messenger RNA of Neoarius graeffei (lesser salmon catfish), 1494 nucleotides long. RefSeq names its product Rho family GTPase 3b (gene rnd3b). The record is from RefSeq and is a predicted model, not a curated record. The coding region runs from base 294 to 971 and encodes 225 amino acids. Gene Ontology annotation, molecular function: GTPase activity; GTP binding. NCBI's taxonomy places the organism in Eukaryota, Metazoa, Chordata, Actinopteri, Siluriformes, Ariidae. The transcript has 5 exons. Gene Ontology annotation, biological process: small GTPase-mediated signal transduction.